Nomia melanderi (Alkali bee) is the source of this 2924-nucleotide messenger RNA. Its product is annotated as ninjurin-A. Gene Ontology annotation, cellular component: membrane. The record is from RefSeq and is a predicted model, not a curated record. Lineage: Eukaryota; Metazoa; Arthropoda; Insecta; Hymenoptera; Halictidae. Gene Ontology annotation, biological process: cell adhesion; tissue regeneration.
GACAUUUCUUGCUUCGUUGGCGGUCCUUUAAUACGUUCACAUUGGCAUGUACCACCGGUGGUACACACCUAAUUUAUAGCAUUAACAUAAAUCAAUAUUAAAUGUAUUAUUUAUUAAAUUAUUUAUUUACAUUUAUCCACAAUUAGCAAAUGAAGGCAGAAGAUUAAAGACGUAACAAACGAAUGCAUUUCAACAUUAUUUUUGCGAACAUUGUUAUUAUUACGAGGUACGAUUAAACGUAUAGAAACAUGUCCCGACGUGAAUAUGUUACCACUUUGUGACGAAAUGUUUGCGGCUUGCAAACCUAAUUUAUCUAUUAUUCCUCGUAUUUGCAAUGUGGUUUCAAUCUGCAAACACUCUUCGGUUGUGUCAAGAAGUUCUUGUUAUUAUUUUGAAACAAACAAUGAAUUCAUACUGCCAUUUUGAUCAGUGUGUGAGACUAUUUCGACGAACAUUGUGGUUUUGGUGCUAUUCAUGAUUCAGGAGUUGCGUGUCACGAAAAGUUAAUUUUAAUGCAAUUGUGAUGAUCUUUGAAAUUUUGGUACAAUCAAAUGUAAAUCGAAAGUGCGGUAUAAAACUAUCUGUACAGCUUCAUUUUUUAGGGAAAGAGCAAAUGUGUAAAUCGAAUGCAAGCAAAUUGAUACUAAUAAUAUUAGUAAUAGUAUUAUCAAAAGUGUAAGUACUUGAUACUUAUAUUCGGUGAUAAUUGGUAUAUAUAACACAUUGUUUUCUUAUGCCUGAAAUCGUCCUUUUAUGGUUAAUUGUUAUAAGCCAUUAUGGAACGAAUCAUCUGAAAUGAUGGUCUAAUGUUAAAACGCUACCACAUUAAAUCGGUAUUCUUAUAAUACGUUCUGAAGCUAUCAGUGGCCAUUCGACGUAUUACGAAAUUGCUGAUGCUGAUUUGAUAUUUCGUAAAACUUUUUUUAUCCUUAUCUGUAAAUACAUAUCAAUGAAACAAAAUAUAGGCCGAGGCUGAAAGUCUCAUGGAAGUGGUUAACGGACUUCCGUUUCUGUGUGUGCUUGUAGUUAUAAACGUGAGCAAUGUCACUAUUUGGUUUCUGUCAUUACUAGUUAUUUUUCCUUACGACGAGCGUACUUACAUAUCAUUACUCUGAUUUUGUAUCUAAUAAAUUACUUCUUUACAGACAAUACUAUUAGUUUUCAAGAUUCGCGUGCGUCAAUGCAGACGAUCGCGGAAUCGGUUACGCGCUGUUCAUCCUUGGUGUCCAUCCGCGUGUGUGCCGGUCCAUUGAGAUUAAGUAUCCAGACUCGUGGUAGACUGGUUUUGAUGAAAGAAAGGGGAAAAAAUGGAAAUCAUGGAUGAGAAGGGCGCAAAGGACAAGCUGGACAUGGGCAAGCUGGACAUGGACAAACUGGACAUGGACAAACUGGAAGCGGUCGAGGAGGUGGUGAUCAAGGACCCUUCCGUCGACACCACCGACAAAAAAGCUCAAAAGUACAAACAGUCGAACACGUUCGCGGCGAAAAAGACUGUCGCCCAGGGGAUGAUGGACGUAGCCCUAAUCACUGCGAACGCGAAUCAACUGAGGUAUCUAAUCGAGUAUCAACAGGAGAGCCCCACCUUCGUCAUCAUAUUGAGCCUGAUCGUAAUCAGUUUAGCGCUGCAGGUCGCCGUGGGAGUCAGUCUGAUCUUCAAGGGUCGUUUCGACAUUAAAGGGAAAUCGAACUCUCUCAGCGCCCAGAAGAUCAACAACUACGUCGUGGUGGGUGUUUUCCUCAUAACGAUCAUCAACGUCUUCAUUGCUGCGUUCAGCGUAUCGACGCCCUCCACGCAACCCCAAAUUCCGGAGACAUAAUCGGCAAGCUUGCGAUUGAACUCCAUCUCGCCUAUUGAUCCAGCUCUCUGUUUUCUUCAUUUUUCAUGAUUAUUAUUAAUAUCGUUAUUAAUAUUAUUAUUAUCACUAUUGUUAUCGCUAUAGUAACAUGAAAAUUAUGUUCUUUUGUUUCCGUUCGAGAUUACCGUGAUAAGAUACGCGAAACUGACCGUACCGGGCAGAUUUAUACGCUAGUUUUGUAACUCGUUAAAAUUGCAGCGCAAUUAGAGAUAAAUUUCCUAUUUAUAACGAUCGAUCAAUCGAUCUCUCUUUUUUUAUCCAUUUUGUAUCAUAAAAUGUAAGCUCUACUAUGGGAAUAAUACAAUUGUAUCAUAUAGAAAAAUCAAUAAAUUAUUCAUACCAUCAACGGCCGCGUAACUGUUCUCUUUUAAUUAUGCAAAACGCAUAUUAAUCGUUAAUAAUUGAACGAUUGGUCGAUGAAUGUUAUGUUUAAUUUGGAUCGUGAAAAUCGAGUGAAAUCCCGGGAGUCCGUUACUCGACGGUGAAGCUACUUCGGGAACAUUCAAGAUUUCGGAAAGUUUGUCUUUUAUUACAGCAGCGUGAUCACUUUGAAUGUAAUGUUUUAUUACUUCAAGACCUAUUUCCAUUAUCCUUUACAAAAUUAUUUGAAUUUCCCUUUCGUUCGUUUCGAAUUGUAAAUUCAAAUACAGGUGACAUGUCAUUUCAUUUCAUUUCAGUUCAUUUCAUUUCAUUUCAUUCUUUUUUCUUUUUUUGCUAAUGUUCUACUAUUCCUACAAUCCUGAUAUGUGGUUUUGCUUCACUCCCUUUUGGUCGUUUCGCGUCGAAUGAGCUCAGAAAUCUCGAUUCCUCGGUUCCUUCAAGCUCCGCGCCUACGCAUCUCGUUCAAUCCACGCCCGUAGCAAACACAUCAUUCAACCCGUUGGAUCUUGUUCACUCGCAACUCAAUAUUCCACGAUACAUAAAAUGCUGAUCGUUAAAUAAAUAAUACAAACAUUACUUGAACGUAUUCUCGACGUCCUCGCUGUAUGUACCUAUAUGUACACAUUAACAAAUUACAUUAAUCUUACAGAAGUGCCAUUUCUGUAUACUUGUGUUUCUUCUUCUUGA